UACUAUAAUAACAUAUGGAGUAUCUAGUUGUUGAUUUCGCAACGAAGAAGGAUUAAAAGGGUGCAAAUAUAGUACACUGUAAGAGAACUUCUCUCUCCUCAGUCCUCACCCUCUCUUCGAAGUUCGAUCUACUCCAUUAACCACUGGAUUUUCGACCUUUUGGUGUUGGAGACUGACUUUGAAGAUUGUAAACAAUUACACAGAAUAAUUGAGAUGCAAACCAUACACCAAAGAGGAUGCCCACUAGAACUAGCCAAGGUUGCAGGGUGCUUAACCCCAAUCCAACACAACAAUUUCACCCUUCUUUCGACCGUUGUAUAUUCAAACCGGAAACUCUCAAAACCCAGAAAAUGUAAGGCCAAAAAUUGGGAUUGCAGAAUUAUGUUAAUGGAACAAAGGUGUAGGCAGCAGUUGAGAGUUCAAUAUUCUGAUAACCAAUAUGAAGUACUGGAUGAUGAGUUGCAAGAUGAGGGGGAACUUGAUGGACCUCAAAGGAAGUUUAGGGAAAGAGAAGAAGAGAGACUAUGAUAAAGACCCGGAAUUUGCUGAAAUUCUCGGUAGCUGUCUCGAUAACCCGGAUAAGGCUCAGUCUAAAAUGGAGGAAAGGUUGAGGAAGAAAAGGAACAAAAUACUGCAAACAAAAACAAGUUCUGGCUCACCCAUGAAAGUUACAUUUAACAAAUUUGAUUACUCAAAUUCAUAUAUUUGGUUCGAAUUUUGCAAUCCUCCACUGCAGAAAGAUGUUUCUUUGAUCUGUGAUGUAAUUAGGUCAUGGCACAUCAUUGGACGUCUUGGUGGUUGCAAUUCACUGAAUAUGCAGUUAACAUAAUCUCCCUUUGACAAAAGACUAAGCUAUGAUGCUAUUCAAGGAGCAAACGUAGAUCCAACCACAUUUUAUAACAUAGGGGAUCUUGAGAUUCAAGAUAAUUUGGCACGAAUAUGGGUUGAUAUUGGGACUAAUGAUUCGCUGCUUUUGGAUGUCCUAAUGAAUGCAUUGACACAGAUAAGCUCUGAUUUUGUGGGCAUAAAACAAGUUGUAUUCGGUGGAACUGAAUUCGAGAAUUGGAAGGAGAGCUUAACAGUAGAAGAUCCUGGAUGUAGUGUGCACAAGAUUUGACAAAGUCGAGUUACUGCAUUGUAAACAAGACUCUCAAAGAAGCGUAUGGUAACACAUCUUUCUGAUGAUGAUUGAUCUUAUUAAGCUCAAUACAUCUGCAAGUUAUUAAUCAAGGGAUUGGUUGACGGCAGAACAUCAGGCCGCUUUGGGUUUAGAACUCUUGCCAUUUGAGGAGUAGAUUAUGUCAUUGGAAAAUGAAAUCCUCGGAAAAUGAAAUCAGAUCUACAAUUAGAUCUUAAAAUACGAUUAAAUUAGUUCACACCACCGCACCAGGCCACCUCCCUUCUCUUCUUCUUUUCCGAUAACGUCGAGCAGCAACCAGGGGAGAGAGAUAUAGGGAGAAUCAGAAAGAGAAGAUUGGGAUUAUGUUUAUUUUUCUGAAUGAAUGAUAAUAUGGUUACAAGUAGCUAUUUAUAGGGAUUCUAGGAGAAUAAAGGAAAAUGUUUUAACUAUUUUUCACGUCCAAGACUUGCCUAAUAUAAUUCAAACUACUUGUUUAACGUAAUUCUAAUGGUAAUAUAAUUCUCUUUUAUUAACCUUCCA
Molecule: messenger RNA, 1660 nt
Organism: Beta vulgaris subsp. vulgaris (sugar beet)
Lineage: Eukaryota; Viridiplantae; Streptophyta; Magnoliopsida; Caryophyllales; Amaranthaceae
Exons: 9
Source: RefSeq, a predicted model, not a curated record